Molecule: messenger RNA, 1096 nt
Organism: Ceratosolen solmsi marchali
Lineage: Eukaryota; Metazoa; Arthropoda; Insecta; Hymenoptera; Agaonidae
Gene: Ccs
Product: copper chaperone for superoxide dismutase
Exons: 7
Coding region: 248-1066 (272 amino acids)
Biological process (GO): superoxide metabolic process
Molecular function (GO): copper ion binding
Source: RefSeq, a predicted model, not a curated record
UAUAUAGUUUAGUAGUUUGAUUAGGAUGAAUAAGGCGCGAUAUAAAUGAAAUUUAUGAGAUUUACAUAGUCGAUUUGUUUUUAGGAUCGCAUGGAAAAUAUUAAUAAUUAAAAUUUCUCUUUAAUGAAGAAUUAGUUUUUGAUGCUCGUGUUUUGUAAACAUUUAUUUUUCGAAAGCUUCGUAGAUAACCUGAACGUCCAGUGGAGCAUGUAAAAUUGCUGUAUCAUUCGUGAAUUCGUAAAUAUCAAUGAAAAACAUGAAUUCGAUAAAGAUUGAAUUUGCUGUGCAAAUGGAAUGCCAAAAAUGUGUUGAUUCUGUAAGAAAUGCUCUGCAUAAAGUGGAGGGAAUACGUAACGUUCAGGUAUCUUUGGACCAAAAUUCAGUAAUUAUUGAUACAAAUUUGUCGCAUUUAAAGAUACAGGAGAUAAUUGAAAAUACUGGCAAGAAGGCUGUGCUUAAGGGUUACGGAGAGGAUAAUUACAGCGCAGUUUCAAUGUUGGGGGGAAAUUCUGGUUAUAGUUUCGGUGAUGUUAUAAGAGGAGUGGUUCGGUUUGUUCAAAUUGAAAAAGGCUGCAUAAUAGACGGUACGAUCGAUGGAUUAACAACAGGUUAUCACGGACUACACAUUCACGAAUGCGGUGAUAUUUCAAAUGGCUGCGAGAGCGUAGGCGAACACUAUAAUCCAUACCAUACACCACACGGAGGGCCGGACGAUCCACCAUCUAAAAGGCACGUCGGUGACCUGGGAAAUAUAAUGGCAGACAAUAACGGAAGAGUUACAUUCAGAAUGAUCAACGAUCUCGUCGAUGUCAGCAGUAUUUUUGGCAGAUCUCUAGUGGUCACAUCGAAGAUGGAUGAUCUUGGUAAAGGUGACGAUCCUGCAUCCAAAAUAGAUGGGAAUAGCGGGAAAAGAUUGGCCUGUGGCAUUAUAGCACGAUCUUCUGGGCUUUUUCAAAAUACAAAAAGAAUCUGUGCUUGCGAUGGACUGACAUUGUGGGAUGAAAGAGAUAAAAGUGUCAUCAAACAAAAGAGAAAUAAAAGCGCCUUAAAAAUGAAUAAUGUAUGAACUGUAGCUUGAUUCACACAAGAACCAGUG